UUGUCGUUCGGACUUUGUUUCGGACGCCCGCGUCGUCCUUUUGCGCUGCCAUCAGGGUUUAUGAAAUCUCCGGCGUGCAUUAAAGACGACUAAUCGGGAUUAGCGAGGCCAGUCCGUCGGGGCGCGGCCAAAGGCGGCGCAGGCUCGCGAGAGAGCGCGGAGAGGCGGCACGGCGGCCGCAGGCGCGUGAGGAUGGACGGCAGAGGAAGGCGAGGAAGCGACGGCUCCUUCAAGCGCUCGUCCGUCAAACGCAGCGCCUCGUCCGGAUCGCAGAGGCUGCAGAGAGUUUGGAUCGAGAAAACCUUCCAGAAGAGAGAAUGCGCACACAUCGUGACAGGAAAAGACGCCGGCAGGUGCGGCUGCGGCCGGCCGGUGGCGCAGCACUCGGCGGUCCCGGAGGCCGAGCGACCGGAGGUCCGACCCCCGGAGCGCUGGACCGCCCUCAAGCACACCCGGGCCGCCCCCACCGACGCGUACGGCGUCAUCGAGUUCCAGGAGGGAGGACACGUCAACAAGGCCAUGUACAUCCGCGUGUCCUUCGACUCCAAGCCGGAGUGCCUGCUGCAGCUGAUGGUGAAGGAGUGGUCGCUGGAGCUGCCCACGCUGCUCAUCUCGGUCCACGGCGGCCUGCAGAACUUUGAGCUGCCCCCCAAACUGCGGCAGGUCUUCGGACGGGGGCUCAUCAAAGCCGCCGUCACCACCGGGGCUUGGAUCUUCACCGGCGGCGUCAGCACCGGCGUGAUCCGCCACGUGGGCGACGCCCUGAAGGAGCACUCGUCCAAGUCCCGCGGCAAAGUGUGCGCCGUCGGCAUCGCGCCCUGGGGCAUCGUGGACGACAAGGACCACCUCCUCGGCAGAGACGUGUCGCGUCCGUACGGGACGACGGGCAACCCGGCGAGCAAGCUGGCCGCGCUCAGCGCCGGCCACUCGCACUUCAUCCUGGCCGACGACGGCACGGCCGGCAAGUACGGCGCCGAGGUGGCGCUGCGCCGGCACCUGGAGAAGCACGUGGCGCUGCAGAAGAUCAACACGCGUCUGGGUCAAGGCGUCCCCGUGGUGUGCCUGAUCCUGGAAGGGGGCCCCAACGUCAUCUCGGUGGCCCUGGACAGCUUGCGGGAGGAGCCGCCCGUCCCCGUGGUGGUGUGCGACGGCAGCGGACGGGCCUCCGACAUCAUCUCCUUCGCGCACAGAUUUUGCCAGCCCGACGGGUCCGUGAGCGAAGACGUGAAGGAGCAGCUCCUGGUCACCAUUCAGAAGACCUUCAACUACAACCGCGGCCGAGCGCAGCAGAUCUUCCUCAUGGUCAUGGAGUGCAUGAAGAAGAGAGCGCUGAUCACGGUCUUCAGGAUGGGCGGCGAAGGCCAGCAGGACAUCGAGAUGUCCAUCCUCACGGCGCUUCUCAAAGGCACCAACGCCUCGGCGUGCGACCAGUUGAGCUUGGCUUUGGCCUGGAAUCGCGUGGACAUCGCUCGCAGUCAGAUCUUCGUGCGCGGACACCGCUGGCCUCCGGUGACCUUGAGCGAGCGUCCCAAAAGCCCGGCGGCGGCCCAGCGCGCGGCGGCGGCGGCCACCAAAGCGAAAGCUCGGGGGAAGAAAGGAAAAGCCGGGAAAGCCAAAGUGGAGCCCCCGGAGGAGACGGACCCCAGGAAGCUGGAGCUGCUCGGCUGGGUCAACUCGCUGGAGCAGGCCAUGAUGGAUGCCUUGGUAUUGGACCGCGUCGACUUUGUCAAGCUUCUGAUCGAGAACGGCGUCAACAUUCAUCACUUCCUCACCAUCCCUCGUCUGGAGGAACUCUACAACACGGUGGCCGACCCCCCACGCGGCUCCGCCUCCUCCGCUGACCUGACCAGUCCUUCCUGUUUGUGUCCCCGCAUUGCGCAGAAGCUGGGACCCGCCAACACGCUGCACUUUGUCGUCCGAGACGUCAAGAAGGGGAACCUCCCUCCAGACUACCAAAUCACCUUGAUCGACAUCGGAUUGGUUCUGGAGUUCCUGAUGGGCGGAGCUUAUCGCUGCAUCUACACCCGGAAGAGCUUCAGGGCUCUCUACAACAACUUGUACGGCCUGAAGCGGCCCAAAGCCUUGAAGCUGCUCGGCAUGGAGGAUGACGAGCCUCGUGCCAAGGGCAAGAAGAAGAACAACAAGAAGAAGGAGGAGGAGGCGGAGGUCGACGUGGACGACCCCGAGGUGAGCCGCUUCCAGUACCCCUUCCACGAGCUGAUGGUGUGGGCCGUGCUCAUGAAGCGCCAGAAGAUGGCGCUCUUCCUGUGGCAGCGGGGGGAGGAGGCCAUGGCCAAAGCCCUAGUGGCCUGCAAGCUCUACAAGGCAAUGGCCCACGAGUCGUCCCAGAGCGAGCCGGUGGACGACAUCUACCAGGACCUGGAGAAUAACUCCAAGGAGUUCGGGCAGCUGGCCUACGAGCUUCUGGACCAGUCGUACAAACGCGACGAGCAGGUGGCCAUGAAGCUGCUGACCUACGAGCUGAAGAACUGGAGCAACUCCACCUGCCUGAAGCUGGCGGUGGCCGCCAAACAUCGGGACUUCAUCGCGCACACCUGCAGCCAGAUGCUGCUGACCGACAUGUGGAUGGGAUGCCUGCGCAUGGGCAAGAGCAACAGCCUCAAGGUGAUUUUAGGAAUCGUCUUCCCGCCCGCCAUCCUCCUGCUGGACUUCCGCCCGGGCGAGGAGACGUCCUUCCGCUCGUCCGAGGAGAGUCAGGGCAGCGGAAACAAAGACGAUGACGACGCCAAGUCCGGCAAGGACGCCGCUUCCAACGUGGACGCCACGUCCAAGAAAGGAGACGAAGAGGACGACCGAAAGAAAGGCGGCAGGAGGAUUCCCGUCGGCAGGAAGAUUUACGAGUUCUACAAUGCCCCCUUCACCAAGUUCUGGUUCAACACGAUCUCGUACCUGGUGUACCUGAUGUUGUACAACUACAUCAUCCUGGUGAAGAUGGAGCGCUGGCCCUCGCUCCAGGAGUGGAUCGUCAUCUCCUACAUCAUCACGCUGGGGCUGGAGAAGGUCCGACAGAUCCUAAUGUCGGAGCCGGGCAAGCUGAAGCAGAAGAUCAACGUGUGGCUGGAGGACUACUGGAACCUAACGGACCUGGCGGCCAUCUGGGUCUUCGUCCUGGGCCUGCUGCUGCGGCUGCACAACGAGCCCUACAUGGGCUACGGCCGCGUCAUCUACUGCGUGGACAUCAUCUUCUGGUACAUCCGCGUGCUGGACAUCUUUGGCGUCAACAAGUACCUGGGGCCCUACGUCAUGAUGAUCGGCAAGAUGAUGAUCGACAUGCUGUACUUCGUGGUGAUCAUGCUGGUGGUGCUGAUGAGCUUCGGCGUAGCCCGGCAGGCCAUCCUGCACCCGGACGAGGAGCCCACCUGGCGCCUGGCCCGCAACAUCUUCUACAUGCCCUACUGGAUGAUCUACGGCGAGGUGUUUGCCGACUCCAUAGACCUUUACGCCAUGGAAAUCAAUCCUCCGUGCGGGGACAACAUGUACGACGAGGACGGCAAGAAGCUGCCGCCGUGCAUACCCGGCGCCUGGCUGACUCCCGCCAUCAUGGCCUGCUACCUGCUGGUGGCCAACAUCCUGCUGGUCAACCUGCUCAUCGCCGUCUUCAACAACACCUUCUUCGAGGUGAAGUCCAUCUCCAACCAGGUGUGGAAGUUCCAGCGCUACCAGCUGAUCAUGACCUUCCACGACCGGCCCAUCCUACCCCCGCCCCUCAUCGUCUUCCCUCACGUCUUCAUCGUCCUCAAGCGGCUCUGCUGCCGAUGCGCCGGCCGUCGGCCGCCGCGCCGCGACGCCGACCGCGACGACACCCACAGACGCCUUCAGCUGCUUCUGGGCGCGGACGAGCUGAAGAGCCUCCAUGAGUUUGAGGAACAGUGCGUGGACGAGUACUUCCGAGAAAAGGACGAGGAGAAGCAGUCGUCCAACAACGAGAGGAUCCGAGUCACCUCGGAGAGGGUGGAGAACAUGUCCAUGCGCCUGGAGGAGGUGAACGAGCGCGAGCAUGCCAUGAAGGCGUCCCUGCAGACGGUGGACCUGCGCCUGGCCCAACUGGAGGAGUUCUCGGCCCGCAUGAUGAACGCUCUGGAGAAGCUGGCGGGCGUGGAGCCCGACCACUCCGGGGGAAGUGCCCGAGGCUCCGCGGCGGGCGACGGCGCUGGCCGGCGCGGCAGCUUCGAUAGCGUCGACGCCGGCAGCCUCUACCGCUACCGGCCGGAGCACGACGUCGCCUCGGUCGCCGGAAGUCCGGAGAGACGAGCGCCGUGCCCCGACACCGGCGGCGUCCGGUCCCCGGAGCCGGAUCAAAGUCGAGAGCCCGCUCGGCCUUUCUCCGGUGUGGGCAUCUUGGUCUCCCCGUGCGAGUGCGCCGACAACGAGGAGGCGGACGCCGCCGCCGAUGACGACAGGAAGUUCCCGGCGCUACGCUCCCAAAGUCUCAACGUCCGCCCCGGCAAGAAAAGCGGGACGCCGCGCGCGGCCGCCAGCCUGGUGGACCUCGCCCGUUCGGACCUCCGCCCGAGUCUGCCUUAAGAAGGCGGUAAAGAAAGCCGUUACAUAGCGUUUGGAUUGGCAUUUCAUCAUGUUCGUUUCAUCAGCUGUCAUCACUUGGG
Molecule: messenger RNA, 4625 nt
Organism: Hippocampus zosterae (dwarf seahorse)
Lineage: Eukaryota; Metazoa; Chordata; Actinopteri; Syngnathiformes; Syngnathidae
Product: transient receptor potential cation channel subfamily M member 1-like
Exons: 27
Coding region: 193-4545 (1450 amino acids)
Biological process (GO): protein tetramerization; calcium ion transport into cytosol
Cellular component (GO): membrane
Molecular function (GO): calcium channel activity
Source: RefSeq, a predicted model, not a curated record